Molecule: messenger RNA, 2711 nt
Organism: Megalobrama amblycephala (Wuchang bream)
Lineage: Eukaryota; Metazoa; Chordata; Actinopteri; Cypriniformes; Xenocyprididae
Gene: raf1a
Product: Raf-1 proto-oncogene, serine/threonine kinase a
Biological process (GO): signal transduction; protein phosphorylation
Cellular component (GO): cytosol; mitochondrion; plasma membrane
Molecular function (GO): ATP binding; protein kinase activity
Source: RefSeq, a predicted model, not a curated record
UGUGUGUGUGUGCAUGCGUGUGUGUGUGUGAGUGUGAGUGUGUGUGUGUGAAGUUACGCAUCUUGUGGCGGUGGGUGACGUCAUUGUGUCGUUUCUUCAGGUUAUGGCGGAGCUGAACUCUUCAAACUUUCUCUGACGUGAGUGCUAGAGGGUAUUGUAAUGGAGCAGCUUCAAGGAGCGUGGAGGAGCGUCACCAACGGUCUGGGAGUGAAGGACUCUGUGUUUGAGAGCUCAUGUACGUCUCCUGUGAUCCAUUCUCCACAGCGCCGCUCCUCAGACGACUCCAAAACCAGCCGUACCAUCCGAGUCUUCCUGCCCAACCAGCAGCGGACAGUGGUGAAUGUGCGUCCAGGCGUGACGCUCCACAGCUGCCUGAUCAAAGCGCUGAAGGUUCGAGGGCUCCAGCCGGAGUGCUGCGCUGUCUUCAGUCUCCAUCCCGGACAGAGAAGCAAGAAGUCUCGUAUGGACUGGAGUACAGACUCUACCUCUCUCAUCGGGGAGGAACUUCUAGUGGAGGUUUUAGACCAUGUUCCCUUAACCACACACAAUUUUGUUAGAAAAACAUUUCUGAAAUUGGCUUUCUGCGACAUAUGCCAGAAGUUCCUGUUAAAUGGUUUCCGGUGCCAAACGUGUGGCUACAAGUUCCAUGAGCACUGCAGCACAAAAGUGCCCACAAUGUGUGUAGACUGGACUAACAUCAGACAGCUUCUAUUGUUUCCGACUCCGGGUGAAAGUGGGACUCCGUCUCUACCUGCACCUACAUCUCGGAGAAUGAGGGAAUCCCUGACAAGAAUCCCCAACAGCUCGGUGCACAGACAUUCAAACCCUCAUGUCUUCAGUUACACCAGCCCGUACCCCCCGUCCGGAGCGGCUCUGACACAGAGACUACGCUCCACCUCCACACCCAACGUCAACAUGCUCAGCACCACCCUGCCUGUCGACAGCAGCCAGAUUGAGCUAGGCACGUCUCCAAGCUCCUGGUGCCAUCAGCAGUUUUGUCUGAAGAGAAGAGAUGCCAUACGUGUUCACAGCUCAGCGGGCAGUUCUCCGAAUCAGAGCCCUACGGGCUGGAGUCAGCCCAAUGUACCCACCCCAGCCCAGAGAGAGCGGGCACCAUCCCUUAACCCGCAGGAGAAGGUCACAAUCCGGCCAAGGGAUAAAAGAGACUCAAGCUAUUACUGGGAGAUUGAAGCUAAUGAGGUCAUGCUGCUAAACAGGAUUGGGUCGGGCUCCUUCGGAACCGUACACAAAGGGAAAUGGCAUGGUGAUGUGGCUGUGAAGAUAUUAAAAGUCACCAACCCAACACCGGAGCAGUUUCAAGCCUUCCGCAAUGAGGUGGCAGUUCUGAGAAAAACCAGACAUGUCAACAUCCUGUUGUUCAUGGGCUACAUGACAAAAGACAAUCUUGCGAUUGUAACGCAGUGGUGUGAAGGCAGCAGUCUCUAUAAACACCUCCAUGUGCAAGAGACCAACUUCCAGAUGUUUCAGCUGAUAGAUAUCGCCAGACAGACGGCUCAGGGCAUGGACUAUCUACAUGCUAAAAACAUCAUCCACCGUGACAUGAAAUCAAACAACAUCUUCUUACAUGAAGGCCUGACAGUGAAGAUUGGAGAUUUUGGCCUGGCCACUGUGAAGGCCAGGUGGAGUGGUUCUCAACAGGUGGAGCAGCCUUCGGGAUCUAUUUUAUGGAUGGCACCCGAGGUGAUCCGAAUGCAGGACAACAACCCUUACAGUUUCCAGUCGGAUGUGUAUUCUUAUGGCAUUGUGCUGUUUGAAUUAAUGACUGGGGAGCUGCCCUACUCACAGAUAGCCAACCGAGAUCAGAUCAUUUUCAUGGUUGGUCGGGGAUAUCUGUCUCCAGACCUCAGUAAGCUCUAUAAGAGAUGUCCUAAAGCCAUGAAGAGGCUGGUGGCUGACUGCAUCAAGAAGUCCAAGGACGAGAGGCCUCUUUUUCCCCAGAUUCUGUCCUCCAUUGAGUUGCUGCAGCACUCGCUGCCCAAAAUUAACCGCAGCGCCUCUGAACCCUCGCUGCACAGAGCGUCCCAGAGUGAAGACAUCACCUCCUGCACACUCACCUCCAUGAAGCUGCCUGUCUUCUAAAGCCCCAUACUGUUGCUUUGUGCUGCUGUGGUGCCAUUUAUAGAGUUUGUGACUGAUAAAACGACGGCUGAAACAAGGGGAGGAAACUCUUGAGUUUUCAGAUUGAGAGCUCCAGUCAUCCUGUAGUUCAGAGGUCUUCAAUCCACCAUCACGUGGAGUUUAUUUCCACCCUGCUUCAGCUCAGCUUCCUGUGUGAUCCUGAAGAGCUUGAUUAGCUGCUUCUUAUGUUCAAUGAGAGUUAGAGCUGAACUCUGCAGGACAGCAGCUCAUUGAGGACCUCUGCUGCAGCUGAUGAUGAGCUCAGAAAUGAAGGCUGGAACAGAUUCAGGGACGUCGACAACGUGAUUAUAAGUAAACAAGCCCUCGUUUUUAUGUGUCUGAAAAGAUGUUUCCCUCAAUGCUCAAAGAGCAAUGAUGUUUAUAUAUCAUAUACACAAAAAGAGCUUCAUAAUUUAGUAUUGAGUUGCCAUUGAGUGGUGUUCAAGAUGCGACGUAGUCUUACACAAUUUGAGAUCAGUUUUGUGAUGUCAAGUAUUUUGAAGCUGUUCUUGAUAUGUAUAGAGUACAUACUUUUAAUCAAUUAUUUUAAUAAAAUUAAGUUAAAUACCCUU